AUGUCUUUCAACCCUCGCUCCAAUGUUUCUCAGCCAGUCAUUAUCACAGUGUCUCGCUGUGGUAUGAUCUACAUGGAGCCUCAUAUGCUGGGCUGGCGGCCCCUUAUGCUGUCCUGGUUCAAUACCCUGCCCGCCACAGUCAAUGCAGCGCACAAAGAGCUCAUCACUGGCCUUUUCGACCGCAUACUGCCAGCCUGCCUUCUGCUCAUUCGAAAGGCCACCAAGGAGCUGUCCCCGACCUCUGACACCAAUCUAGUGAAGUCCCUGAUGAAUCUGAUGGAUUGUAUGAUGGAUGAGUUCCAUGAUGAAGCAAAGAUGAAAAGCAUGCAUGAAAACGAUGUUUGA
Molecule: messenger RNA, 345 nt
Organism: Notothenia coriiceps (black rockcod)
Lineage: Eukaryota; Metazoa; Chordata; Actinopteri; Perciformes; Nototheniidae
Product: dynein heavy chain 7, axonemal-like
Exons: 3
Coding region: 1-345 (114 amino acids)
Biological process (GO): microtubule-based movement
Cellular component (GO): dynein complex
Molecular function (GO): dynein intermediate chain binding; dynein light intermediate chain binding
Source: RefSeq, a predicted model, not a curated record